Messenger RNA from Rhipicephalus sanguineus (brown dog tick), 6163 nucleotides. RefSeq names its product zinc finger protein 879. Gene Ontology annotation, molecular function: RNA polymerase II transcription regulatory region sequence-specific DNA binding; DNA-binding transcription factor activity, RNA polymerase II-specific. Bases 234 to 1511 code for a protein of 425 amino acids. Gene Ontology annotation, biological process: regulation of transcription by RNA polymerase II. The transcript is spliced from 9 exons. The record is from RefSeq and is a predicted model, not a curated record. Gene Ontology annotation, cellular component: nucleus. Lineage: Eukaryota; Metazoa; Arthropoda; Arachnida; Ixodida; Ixodidae.
UCAACGGCUCUGAGCACCAUGGAAGCCCGCCAUUGCAAAAAGCAUUUUCUCAGCGUGAGAUCGAAAGAUGCAACGCGACCUCAUCGCUGCGAGCGGCGUCUGCAGAGCCUCCGGCACCGCUAUACCCUCGCAGCCUGCUGGCAACUAAACCCGGCAGUCCGGCGGAGUCACCGCACGGAUUCCAGCGGUGGAGCGCCUCAGGCCCGAGCUUGGAGGAAGGCGACCUGCUGCCCAUGUACGGCGGCGGUGGCGGCCGGGCCUCAAGCAGCGGCUCGUCGUCUUCGGCCGGCACGCCCAGUCCAAUGCUGGCCGCGCCGCAGCCGCUCAAGGCGGCCAACGGCGCGGCCACUGCCAACACUGCACCGCAUGGCCACCCGACGCAGCCCAGAAAGUACCAGUGCAAGAUGUGCCCACAGGUGUUCGCGCACAAGUCUGCGAUGCAGCAGCACUCGCGCGAGGCCCACCGCGGCGACCUGAAGCCGCACCAGUGCACCCAGUGCCUCAAGUCGUUCUCGUCGACGCACCAGCUGGCGCAGCACGUGCGCAUCCACACGGGAGAGAAACCCUACAAGUGCUCCUACUGCGAGCGCCGCUUCAAGCAGCUCUCGCACGUGCAGCAGCACACGCGCCUGCACACCGGCGAGCGGCCCUACAAGUGCCACGUCGCCGAGUGUGGACGGGCAUUCAUCCAGCUGUCCAACCUGCAGCAGCAUUUGCGAAAUCAUGACAGCCAAAUGGAACGCGCCAAGAGCCGACCCUUCCACUGCAACAUAUGCGGCAAGGGCUUCGCGUCGGAUAGCAGUCUGCGGACCCACAGAUCCAAGCAACACGCAGCGCUGAUUGGAGGAGCAGCGUCGCAGUCUUGCCCGAUCUGCCACAAGAUCUGCGUCAACGCUGAAGCCCUAAUGGAGCACAUGCGUAUCUCACACAAGGAUCCACCAGCCACAGCACCAGGCACAACGUGGACCAGUGGAGACACUUCAGGCGGCACUCAGUCUUCAGAAGACCAAGGCAAGCAGCAGCAACAGCAACAACAACAACAGCAACAGCAGCAGCAGCAACAACAACACCAGCAGCAGCAACAGCAGCAGCAGCGGCGUGUGGGCCAGCCACAACUAACCCACGCGUGCCCUGUGUGUGGCAAGGCUUAUGUGAAUGAAGGCUCACUGCGCAAGCAUGUGAGCACCCACCCAGAGGCAGCCUCCCUGGGCUCCCCGCUGCGAAUGUGGCCCUGCACUGUCUGCCAUAGCGUCUUCACCCACGAGACAGGAUUGCUACAUCACAUGGAGCACAUGCGCAUGGACCCGAAGCACCAGUUUGCGGCCCAGUACUUGCUGAGCCGUGCUGCCGCCGAGCGCAGAGAGAAGCAUGGUGGGCCCUCGGCGGGUCCCCCCCACGACAUGUUGUCUGCUAUCCAGCCACAGCCGCAGGCAGCGGCAUUGGCUGCAGUCAUGCAGCCACCGCCCUCCUCAUUGGCCGUGUUGCAGGCCAGCCACCUGGCACACUCCUGAGGCAUGGACUUCAAAGGUGAAAGCCGCCAAGAUGUUGCCCUCCUCCCCUACCUGUGGGCACAAGUCGCAGCGGCAGACAAGACAGAAGUCCGUGUCUCUAAAUGAUUUACGCUGAGUGCAGCAACUGCUGGCCGCUUCAGAUGGCCUUCAUGACUUGGUCAAAUGUGAUCUCCCACUACUGACGGGAGACGUGUACAAUAUUGCUGUCCAGUUGGCCCGUGUCUAUGACGGGAGUCUGCAGCAUGUUUCACUUUAAGCUUGGUGCAACACCUGGUUUUUUUUCUUCCCUGUGUAAUUGCCGUGUAUCUUUACCUUUCGUGCUUGUUCAGUUUUGCAGUUGCAAUGUUGCUGCAUAUAAAAGGCUGUACCACGUGCUUAGCUGUCCCACGUCAUUGCUGAAAGUGCUGUAUUUGGAUGAGUGUGCUGCGACCACUGACCAUGGAUGUAAUGGGAGGUACAACUUCUAAGGUUCGAAAAAUAGAAAGCAAAUUAUACGGCGUCAACGUGACUUGCUGUCAUGUAAGGCAACCAUGACAAUAUGUGUGGGAAAAUAAGAUGAGUGCAGUGGCUGCCUUUGAGCACUUCAUAAUUUCCAUCAGUUGGGUACACUUUCUCGGCUCCUUUUUGCUUCAUGUGAGCUAUUCGACCCAACACAAAAGUUAGAGCUUCACUCUGGAUGCUGCACCACAUGUUGAUAUUGCAUCACAUUGCAUUCUGGAUGUUUGGGGAAGUCUGCUUAGCGAAGAUUGCAAGAUUUAGGUCCCUGCCUUUCUUCCAAUGCUCUGAUGUAUGGCAAUAGAUCCUCUCAAUCAGAUUAAAAAAUACUUUGUAAAAGUGUGUAUUGUUCCAAAUUUCUCACAUUGCAUGCUUUAAAUACAGGAGCAUUGAUGUAAAAUGGUCGCAUUACUUUCAUGGAAAUGCCAUACUUCCGAUUUUUGUAAAGUUUAUUUUUUAUGUAUGUGUGUGUGCAGAGGUUAUCUGCAAUUGCUACAUUCAGUCCCAAGAAACGGUGGUUAUAGCUGACGGAGCUAUAUAGUGUUGGAAGUGCCAAGGGCCCCUAUCUUCGAAUUGAAUAUUCAGAAUUCACGUUUUCCCUUCUGUUGUAUUUGACUUGGCUAGGAUGCUGACGCUUCAUUUAAGAGCCGCUGAUAUCUCAUAGUGUUGCGCAGAGAGUGAAAGCAUGGCUUCAUCAUUUCUAGUAUGCAAUUUGAAGCAUGCACAUAGUUGACUGCGCAUGUUACGAAAUGGCUGUGUAAAGGAAUGAGAACCUGUUCAGUUAACAUAGUGCCAAAAAUUUGGCUUUGGGAGCAAGCAUACUUUUUCAUAGAAACUGUUGUGUUCAGUCUGCUUUUCUAUGUGGGUGACAUUUGAGUGCUUACCAAGAUGCAGAGUUUUGCAACCAUUAUGAAGAGGGUAGUUAUGAAUCACUGCUGGUUCAACUGUUUCUAUAUUGAACAUGGACAUUUUUUAUAUUUGCCUAAGUUUUUUAUCUAGCAUUGCAGAGAGGAUUUUUGUUUAUUGUAAUCGUCCUUGAAGUUGACAGUAUACUGUCACCUUUUGCUCUACAACAAGCGUUGAGUACUUGGGGCAGUUGGUUACCAUAAGUACAUAUAAGUAGCUAAACAGACUAACCUUGCAAAAACUAGCAGCAACUUAUUCUUUACCAUGUUCAAUAAGGCAGAAACUUAUUAGUCUUUCUGCGCAGCAUGUAAAGCAUAAUGGUAAUGUUAUAUGCUGCUAACUUGUGAGCAGCUCUUAACUUAUGAGUCUCAUGGCAUGGAAUGAAUGUUGUUGCCCUCUCUAACAUGCUGUACAUUGAUGUUAAGUUUCAGGAACACUGUAUAUGCAUGUGGUAACCUGAAAAUGAUGGCUCAGCGGGGUUACGUUGUGUUGUCCUGCAGUGCAAACUCAGACAUUACACAAGUUUAUGAAGGCAUAUCAUGGUCUUUAUAUUUGCUUUCUGCUCGUCGUGUUACUGACUGUCGAAAGCUGGAUAUCCAAAAUGCAUGUUAUGUAAUAAUAUUGUCUCUUUAUGUCAUGCUUUUACUUUGUUCCUGUAUCGAGUGCAAUUUUAAUACACAUCCUAUUGUGGUUUUAUCAUAAUAAGGCUUUUGUUUUACCAUAUGGAAGUACUGGGUUAGUGCUAAUUACCCAUAAUACCUUAACACAAAGCCUUAGGUUUGUUUUGUUUGUGUUGAAGUAUAGUUAAAAUCAAAAAUAUCUUAUCUCUGCCACAAUGUAACCAAGUAGGCUGCAAACAUUGUGCCAUGCUGCUUGGGUAUUGCUGUCAGACUGGUAAAUUCUGCCGGUGCAUUCCACUUUCUCAUAUAGCUGUAAGCACAGCAUGUUUCUCUUAUGCCCCCGAGUGUUUACACAGCUAAUUUUAUCAUCAACAAAGGAAUCUGCUUGCUCGAUUCUCCAUCCAGACACUAUUUUUUCUUUAAUCGUUAUCAAACUUGCCAGCUAUGUCCGGAAGCACUUGCAUGUGCAGCUGUACAUUUUGCUUAACCUGCUGCAGCCUUUCAAGCUUCACAUUCUUUCAUAUGUUAGUCUUUUGAAACAUGUUGCUUUUCAUUCCUAUUCUUUUAGCCCCCUCACUAGCAUAUGAUUCCUUAGCUUUCUAGUUCAUGCUGUUUUCAUUUAGAGUGCUUGCAAUCAUUAUUGGCAAUGUGUCCUUGCCAUUUGCUUUUCAUGGAUGCAGUCUUACCAGCAUGACUCUCUUAUGCUAUGGUGAUCAUUGAGGGUCUGCAUUCUGUGUAGACCUUGCCACCAGUAUGAUUGUAGAGCACUCAACCAUAAUGGUAGGAUGAGUACUUGGCUUGUCUUGUUUCCCUUCACAGCCAGAAUGUACUUCAUUGAUUGUCUGCCUCUCUAUUAUCAGUUUCUUAGAUACAAGCACUAUGCAUGUUCCAGUGGUAAGCUGCGAAUUCAACAGAAGACAUGCUAAAAUUAACUGCUACACUUUUAUUUCAAGUUGUCUUGUAGUAAGCAUAUUUAGCAUGUUUAUGGAGCUAUGUCCUAAGAGCCUUUUAGGCAUUAGAGAGAAAAUGGACAACAUUAUAUUGUAUUGAAUAUUGUAUUGUUGCUUGCAUAUUAGUUUGGGUGAUGAAGUCCUUAAAACAAAAGCUUUGCAGUAACAAAAAGUCAGAAAUUCGGGCACUAUAAAAUGGUCUCCUUGAUUUGCCGGGAAUGAUUCAAAUGCUUCUUAUUUGAAGCAUUGUGGCCACAAAUGUAACUGUUUUUAUUCACAUUAUCGCCUGAAUUUCUGCCUUCGUGGACUUAGAGAACUGAUUGGCUACUGAGGGCAAGAGCAAGGAAAUUUUUGUCACUUUGGAUCGCUGGCAGACUGUUGAACAGUUAUCCUCUGAGCGAUCAACUUUACUCAGGCAGAUUUGAAAGUCUUGAAGUUCCAAAUAACUUCACAUGCAGUCAGUACUGCAACAUAUAGAAGUGUAAAGUAAUAUGAUAUAUUUUAGCAACAUGUGAUGGAGUUAAGAACAUGUAUAAUUUUUUGGGUUGAAUCACAAUUAGAUGAUUCUGGAGAUUACCAAAUUGAACUUUUUUUUAGUGUGGUACACUUUUAGGGCUUGCCCCACACAUGAACCAGUGCAGAACAGCUGAGCUUAUAGGGUUCCCUAUAGACAGGUACAAUAUCCUAAGGGGCCAGUUGGUUCAUUAUGAUGACUGAGUGCAGAAUGCGCAAUAUGGGAUUUCAGUCACUGCACAUCAAUACUGGUGUCCUGUUUCUCAACUUGUACAUUUAGUAAUCAGUCACCAUUAGAUGUUAUCAAGAGUGCAAGCUCAUGACAGGUCAUUUCUAGUAAUGAAAGCUUACUAGAUCAGAUGUUUUCAAAAUUACUGAUGAAUUAGACAUUAUUGUUCUGAAUUGUAGGAAAAUGGAAAUACUAGGGCAUGCAGUGAUACUGUGGUAUUGCUUGUGGCCCAUUUUAUCACUAAUGUGGUUGUCAGUUAAGUUAUGAAAUCACUCCUUAUUUGAGGAUGCACAUAGCAAUUUUUCUUGAGGCAAGUUGUGCUUAGACCUAAUGAUGGCAACUAGAUAGACCAGGGUAAUGUUUCGAGCUUUUUAAACAUUUUGUUGCUUGAUAGCUAUGUUUGGAUAUUGUGACACAGUCUAAAUUGGUUACAGAAGUUCGUACAAAGCAUAUGUAGAAUUGAAGCAGCUGAGCAUGUAUUUUUUUUGUAGAAUGUUUCUCCUAUCUUGCAGACCGCUUUGUGUGAAUUUUUAAAAAAACCUUUCUGAAUGAUUGCAGCUGAUGAUUUUACUUUGUUUGUUGUCCAUUAUUUUAGGUUAGUGCAGUGGUGAAGGGGCUUUGUCAUUGUUCUUGCCUCGUGUGCUUUGAAUAUUGCCUGAUCAUUUUCACUGCCAUCAUCUUCUGUUUCCUUAAUCUGCAGUCAUUGACGGUUUAGCCAGAUAUGCAACAUGAACUAUGUAAAUUGUAUGUAUUGGUUUGGUUUCUUAAUUUGACAAUGGUUCCUUGGAACAUGUGGAUCUGUGUAUGAUAAAGGAUUGGUUGGCUGUUUUUUGUUGAGAGGAAACAUUAAGAUGAGGACAGCUGGUGAUGUCAACAUGCUUUUUGUCUGUCUUGCUUCCCUACUUCAAGCAACCAUAAACAUUCAUUUAUGAAAUCUGA